AUGGAGCUCUCACAUCAUGAGCCCGCGCAACUUGCGCCUCAGUCCUCCCUGUCCUUUACACAGGGAUUCCUUCUCGGUCAGCUUUCUGUGGUCCUUUUAAUUGGCGCCUUUAUCAAAUUCUUCAUCUUCGGCGAAGCGCCACCACCUCCAUCUCGGGGCAUGUCCAAUCGCACAACCCACCGCCGCUACAGCUCCGUAUACAACCCACCUCAAGACGGCCAAAAGUCAUUACGAGAAAAGCCCUCCACAUCCAACGUCCUUCGUCCUGUGCCCGCCACCUCUACGAAUACACGCUCUAUUCUCCGUAAAACAUAUUACAGCGCUAUUCCUACAAACCCCACCAGCAAACAUGGCCGACACCGCAUGCACCAUUCUUCUCACCAGCCCGAGUCACUGGACUGGUUCAAUGUGCUCAUUGCACAGACAAUUGCUCAAUACAGACAAACAGCCUACUCCCUCAAGGACUCACCGACCUCUUCCAUCCUCAGCUCCCUGACUGCAGCGAUGAACAACCCAGAAAAGAAACCGUCUUUCAUAGACAAGAUUAAUGUCACGGAUAUCUCACUUGGAGAAGAAUUCCCGAUCUUCAGCAAUUGCCGUAUCAUCGCUGUUGAUGACCCUAUGUCUGACGGCGGGCGACUACAGGCGUUGCUGGACGUCGACCUCAGCGACGAUAACCUCUCCAUCGCCGUGGAGACAUCAAUGGUACUAAACUACCCCAAGCCACGCUCUGCGAUUCUACCAGUAGCGCUAUCAGUCUCAGUCGUGAGGUUUUCCGGGACACUCUGCAUAUCCUUGAUCCCAGCAUCGACAGAACCCCCAGAGUCACUACAAACGCCGGCAGGCUCACCGGCACCCCCACCAUCAGAACCGUCGCGCAACACGGGAAAUAGACCCAAUGGACCUGCAGAGCAUUCAACAUCACACGACCAACUUCCACCAAAAAGCAGUCCUAAAAGCAAUGUCGCAUUCUCCUUCCUCCCAGACUACCGCCUCGACCUUUCAGUCCGCUCGCUUAUUGGAUCCCGCAGUAGAUUACAGGACGUACCUAAGAUUGCACAGCUAGUCGAAGCGCGAGUCCAUGCUUGGUUUGAGGAGCGUGUCGUCGAGCCCCGUGUCCAGGUCGUCGGGCUUCCAGACCUGUGGCCGCGCAUGGGCCGGACAGGCGUGCGAACAGGCGAGGAUUCAGACGCUGGGUCUACGGCUCCGCCACGUAGCGCAGGCUCUACUGAAGCGUCUGGGCCGCCCCGUUUCGACGACCUCGGCCAUGGCAGGGAACCCGAGGGCCUGCGGUUCCGCGGCGGUCAGGAUGGCCGAUUAGGACUUGGUGCUGGAUCGCGUACAAGCAGCUUCAAUGUCGAUAUGGGUGGUUUGCGGAGCUCGAGUAUGUCCAGGCAGGAAAGUACCGGUGCUACGAGCGAUCACUUCCACAUGCCUGGCGCUAUGCCCGCCGGGACGCCAGUUGGCACACCCGGGAUCCCGGAUAUCACUUGA
Messenger RNA from Penicillium soppii, 1494 nucleotides. RefSeq names its product ERMES complex subunit MMM1 (gene mmm1). The record is from RefSeq and is a predicted model, not a curated record. Gene Ontology annotation, biological process: phospholipid transport; mitochondrion organization. Gene Ontology annotation, molecular function: lipid binding. NCBI's taxonomy places the organism in Eukaryota, Fungi, Ascomycota, Eurotiomycetes, Eurotiales, Aspergillaceae. The transcript is spliced from 3 exons. Gene Ontology annotation, cellular component: ERMES complex; endoplasmic reticulum. The coding region runs from base 1 to 1494 and encodes 497 amino acids.